This is a messenger RNA of Magnolia sinica, 2932 nucleotides long. Its product is annotated as calmodulin-binding protein 60 B-like. The coding region runs from base 1198 to 2607 and encodes 469 amino acids. The transcript has 7 exons. Gene Ontology annotation, biological process: regulation of salicylic acid biosynthetic process. Gene Ontology annotation, cellular component: nucleus. Gene Ontology annotation, molecular function: calmodulin binding; sequence-specific DNA binding; DNA-binding transcription factor activity. The record is from RefSeq and is a predicted model, not a curated record. NCBI's taxonomy places the organism in Eukaryota, Viridiplantae, Streptophyta, Magnoliopsida, Magnoliales, Magnoliaceae.
AUGUCUCAAAAUUAAUUGAACUAUCACUAAACAUUCGAUAAAGAGAUUUGACUAAAAACUUGCCAGACUUUUCUUUUAACCAUCUCAUCAAGUCUAUUUGAUGAAUCAUUGGACAAACCUUACUCAAAACUUCCAACAAACUCAAAUAUUAUGCUAACUCUUUCUCAUUUAAAAUUUUCCUACAAAGAGGAGGCCAAGUAACAUUCUCUCCAUUGGAUUGAGAAGCAUCUAGCCAUCAGUAAAUUUCCUUCUAAUGAGAUCCUUUCUAAGAGGGGGAAAGACUUACUCAACUUUUUAUCUCCAACCCAAACAUCUUCCCAAAAUCUAAUCUUCUCACCAUUUCCCAAAGAAAAACCCACCCCUUCCCAAACUUUUCUUUUAAAGAAGACACCGCUUUCAAAAGCGACGACGAUGAUGCCUUUAUCCACCAAAGAUCCUCUUGAAACCCAUAUUUCCUACUCACUACCUCCCUCCAUAGACUACCCUAUUCUACUCCAAAUCUCCAUACCCACUUACCCAAUAAAGCUUGAUUCAUCUCACCCAAUAUUUAAAGCCUCUCAUUGAAUUUUGCCAGACGAAUUUCCCCCUAUGCCCUUUCCUCAUCUGAUAGCUCACCUCCCUCCCCUAAUACAUCAGCCCUCUGAAUUUCUUGCAAGAUUUUGAAAAUUCCUCUUCCCAACUUCCCAGUACUUCUUUUUUCCAAACUUUUAUUUUCCCUUUAAGCAAUUUCAACUUCUAAAAAAGAGAGAAGCCAGCCCCUCCCUGUAUAGAAAAAGAGGACCAUCAAUCGUACACCUUAUCUGAAAAACCUUCCACUUCUAACCAUACCAAGUCAAACCUAAAAGGACGUGGCCCCCAAUCUUCCUCUUUUGUUUCCAAAAUGAUUGGGCAAUGAUUAAAAAAACACUGGCCUAGGUAAUCUCCUUUGGAAAACUAAGGGAAACCUAUCCACUCAUUCUGCUGAAAGCAAGAAUCGAUCCAACUUUGAUUUGACUGCCCUAGCCUGCCCGUUGGUCCACAUAAAUUUAACUUCUCCCAUUGGUACGAGCUGGAGUGGAUGAUGCGAUACAAAGAAUUCUACACUCACAUCGACCAAGGUAAGUAUUUUUGUGACAAAUUUUAAUAGGUGCUAUUUUUACAAAUUACAACCCAUGCGUCACGGACGGAAGGAUACCAUUGUCAUCAACAUCAAAAGCAAUGCCCAUCAUCUCUCCAAUUCAGUCGAAUGUAGAAAGUCUAUUUGAAUUGCAUUUCGACUGUAAGUUGAAGAAGAUACUUUACACCGGUGACAAAAUAGCAGAGGGUGAUGAACCCAUUCGGAUAGUGAUUCGCAAUGCCAGUACCAAAGAAACAAUCACAUCUGGUCCUUUGUCUUCCAUAAAGAUAAAGAUUACUGUACUUGAUGGUGAUUUCACUGGGAACAAACGAGGAUAUUGGACCAUGGAGUUUAAGGAGCUUAGCCCAAGAGACGGUAAAGAGGCACUGCUGAAAGGACUUGUAGAAACGAAACUAAAGGAUGGAGUUGGUUAUUUCAAUGACUUGACCUUUACUGAUAACUCUCAUCGCACAAGGAAAGGGAAAUUCAUGUUGGGUGUGCAAAGCACCUACGCUGGAGAAAGAAUAAAAGGAGCAACAAGUGAAGCUUUUGCUGUAAAAGAUCGGCGUGUAAAACCAUCUAAGGAGCCCGAGUCUCUAUCCCUUACCGAUGAAGUAUGGCAUUUGAAGAACAUAAAAAAAGACGGUGCUUUUCACAAAGGACUGAAAAAUGCCGAGAUAAACACCGUGCUGCAGUUUCUAUGGCAUUUACUUACUGAUUGUGACAGAUUACGCAAGGUUAUUAUUGGCAGCAGGAUGCCAGAAAAAAAAUGGAAAGAAACUGUUGAACAUGCCCAGAAGUGUUUUUCGGACAACCCCUUUUGUCUGCACAAUGGCUCUUCAUUUCCUCAACUGCAAGCAUCUCCCAUUACAGGAUCAGGACUUGGCCAGCAGAAUCUGGAUUCGUUGAUCCCACAUCUGGACGAACCAGCAGCAGAACUGAAUUUUCAAAGUCCUGCUGGCCAAAAUGAGUUCAAGGUGGGCCCAUCUCAGCUGAACGACCCUCUUGCUGUACAGAAUGUCCAUCUGAUCCAAGGACACGGUUACAAUUCAAUCAUUGCACAUUCAAUGCCCAUCUCUGGACUGCAAGCUUUUCCAACUGCAGGCCUUGGCCAGGAGAAUCCUAACUCAUUGAUUACACAUCAAAGCCAGGAGAAUUCUAACUUGUUGAUCACACAUCAAAAUGAAUCAACAGCACAAAGGAAUUCCAUGGACUGUGCCAACCACAAUGACCUCAUGGUGGGACUGUCUCAGCAUAAUGACAUUGUGGAUAUAGGAUAUCAGCUUCAGUCUCAGCCGUCUGAUCCAAUCCUAGGACAAAACAAUGGUUGUGGAUAUAAGUCAGGCAUCGGCGAAUUUUCGGGCCAGCAGUCACCGAUGGAUGAUGCUGAGCAUUUUGUUGCAAGCAUUUGGGCUAUUGGUGAAGCAAAAAGGAAGUGGUACAAGGUUGGGGCUGUUCUCAUGUUGGCAGCUAGGAAACCAAUUGAUAAAGCCAAAAGAAGGAAGAGGUAGUUCAAGGCUGGCGCUGUUCUAAUGACUAAUGUGGACAGUUAGGAAACCAGUUGCUGCUAUAGCCUAGAUAGUUCCAACCAUUAUUGUUGGUGUCAUCAUCGUUAAUGGUCGUCAUCGUCGCCGCCGCCGUCAUCGUCGUUGUUGUUGUUGUCGUCGUUGUUGUUGUCAUCAUCAUUGUUGUUGUUGUUGUCGUCAUCGUCGUCAUUGGUGUUGUUAUUGUGGUAUUAAGUUAAAAACAUUUGAGAGACAAGUUUGCAGAUUUCAGAUAAUCUUGUUAAACCUUUAUGCAUGAUUAAGUUGGGGAUUUCCAUCUGAUUGCUCUGAA